Messenger RNA from Sorex araneus (European shrew), 1108 nucleotides. RefSeq names its product adiponectin, C1Q and collagen domain containing (gene ADIPOQ). The transcript has 3 exons. Gene Ontology annotation, molecular function: protein binding. Lineage: Eukaryota; Metazoa; Chordata; Mammalia; Eulipotyphla; Soricidae. The record is from RefSeq and is a predicted model, not a curated record. Bases 93 to 827 code for a protein of 244 amino acids.
GGGGACUGCCCGCCCCCACUGGUAGCAGACUCCCACGGAGGGCCCUCUCCUCCUCACUUCCCGAGUGCAGCCUGGGGGUCUGAGGACUCAGGAUGCUGCUGCUGCGAGCUCUUCUGCUGCUCUUAGUCCUGCCUACCCAUGGCGAGGACAUUACAGGAGAGGAGCCUGGAGUCCAGCUCUCCCCACCCAAGGGCUCCUGCACGGGUUGGAUGGCGGGCAUCCCGGGGCAUCCUGGCCACAAUGGGUCCCCCGGCCGUGAUGGCAGAGAUGGCACACCUGGAGAGAAGGGUGAGAAAGGAGAUCCAGGUCUUAUUGGUGACAAAGGUGACACUGGUGAAACUGGAAUAACUGGGAUUGAAGGUCCUCGAGGCUUUCCAGGAGUCCCGGGCAGGAAAGGAGAACCUGGAGAAAGUGCCUUUGUGUAUCGCUCAGCAUUUAGUGUGGGAUUGGAGAACCGGGUCACAGCCCCCAAUAUUCCCAUUCGCUUUACCAAGAUCUUCUAUAAUCAGCAAAACCACUAUGAUAGCACCACUGGAAAAUUCCACUGCAACAUUCCUGGGCUCUACUACUUCUCCUACCACAUAACAGUCUACUUGAAGGACGUGAAGGUCAGUCUCCACAAGAAGGACAAGACUGUGCUCUUCACCUAUGACCAGUACCAGGACAAGAACGUGGACCAGGCUUCCGGCUCAGUGCUCCUCCACCUAAACUCAGGUGAUGAAGUCUGGCUCCAGGUGUAUGGAGAUGGAGAGAAUAAUGGGCUCUAUGCAGAUAACAUCAAUGACUCAAUCUUCACAGGCUUCCUUCUCUACCAUGACACUGAAUGAUCACCACUAACUCCUAGUCACCACCAGCCCAGGUUUUCAGUGUAAAGAGACUGACUUUAUCUGCUUGAAGGGCUCUGAAUAUUAUUGAUGCAUUUACUCCAUUCAUUCAUCCAAUACCUAAGAAAAAGAAACAACCCACAAACUAUGUGAUACGUCCUAAUAUGUCCUAAUAUGUAAUAUAUUUCUGGCCUUAAAGACCUAUGUUGUAGUGGAAACAAAAGGGUAAUAACAUAUACUGAAGAGUUUUUACAUACAUGACAAUAAAGUCCUUGAUAAUGUGA